UAAAAUUCCAAAAAAAUAGCUUAUCAGAUUUAUCUAAAUAAAAAAUAUUUGACGUCGUUGGAAAAAAGAAAUUGAGCAUGGUCCAAAUUGAUUUGUGUUGCCAUAUCCCCUAAUUCGGCUGUAUAUUCAAAUUUGUUUAUAAUUAAUCAAAUUUUUCUUUCAUUUAAAACUAUUAAAGCUAAAAAUUCAAAACAUAUGAACGGCCAAGAUCACUUAAUAUUUUUUUGGUAAGUGAGAUCACUCUAUAAUUUCAUAUUGUUUUGAUAGGAAACCACAGUCUUAUUAGGCCGACAUAUGGGCCCAGAGCUGAAAGUCUGUCAAAGACAAAACAUCCCACACAUUGAAAACAUGGGACUGAAGUCUGUAUGGUGUACAUAGAUAUGAACAAUUCAUGGUAUCAGAAGCAUGUUUUUACAAACAGGGGUUACUACAUAUUUCUUGUGUCAUGACCUUGUUUUUCACAUGAUUUAUUAAACUAAAACAUAUAAAUGAGAGUUGUUAAUAGGCUUUGAAACUUCUAAAUUUUGUCAAGAUAGUUGAAGGGUAUUCAAUGCCCCUAAGGUGUCAUUGCACGCUAGAAAAGCAAAAGAUAAACAAGGGAGUUUUAGUUGGUGGACAUUCUUUUACAUUAACAUUAUUUCUUUUCAAUUGGUCUUGAGAAGAGAAAAUUGGAAGACACCAGUAUGGGAUGCAUGAUCGCCAAGACCCAAUAAUUUCAUGUAGGUCCUUGUGAAAUUAUAUAAUUAUGAAUAUUGAUAAUCCUGGGGAAAUAGGGGCCAGCAAUUUAAAAUGCAUUGUGGCUAGCCAUUCGUGAUAACAUCUUGCAGGGUCAGGAAUAUUUAUUUUGAUUUUUCGGUACUCGUCGUUCAAAGCCUUCAAUGUUUGGCUGAGUUGUAACAGUAUUUUAAUGUUGUAGCAUACAAAUGCAUCGUGCAUCCAGCUAAGAGUUACUUUUUAUAUUCAAGCUUUGGUUGACCUAUUCUUUUUAGAGGGAUUUACAAAGAGUAAUGACUUAACUAUCUGGAAUACAAUCAUGAAGUUGAAAGUAUCAAAGAUUCAUAGUGACAUAUCAUAAAAACUUUCUUGACUAAUUGGGUAGAUGAAAAAACACAACGGUGAAUAUGCAACAACAAUCCAAGGUCGCAUACCUGAUUGGAUAUAUCAUGGCGAAUUCUUCUUCAGAAAAAGUUGUGUAUGCCAUAAUGGAAUCUGAUAGGUAAGAUUUCAUGAUUCACUAUUUUGAAUGAUUCUAAUUCAAAACUGAACAUGAAACUUUGGUUUCAUUUGGCUCCUUUAUGGAAGAUAGAUAAAUCUUAAAUUUAAUCUCUUAUUUACAAACCUCAUAUUGGCAAGGAGGCCUCAAUGGCGGCAAGCCAUGUUUGAGGAAUUGUUGGCCUUGCAAAAGACAUCAAAUAAUAACGUAAUUAUGGUUAUCAUGAUAGUUAUAGUGGAUAAAGCUAUAUUUGAACCUUUUUUUAGAUAGAUUUACUAGUCACCCUUUUCUGUGAAUGUUGGUUCACUUCUAAUGAUAGAGCCAUAGUGAGGGCAGAACUGAAGGGCACCUGCUUCUAUUGCAAUUUUGAAAAGUUCUAGGGUUUAAAAAUUUUUUAGAACUUGCUCCCAACCUCUCACUCAAAAGUUUCUGAAAAAUUUAAUGAUAGUUUUAUAUUUUAGCAAAUGUGGGAUUCUUUUAAAAGUAAAAUAUCCAGAAUUUGUCAGUUAUGGAUUAUGUUUUGGGUUAAAUUGGUUCGAUUAGUUAGACUUGAACAGUUUGCUUGUGGCAGAUUAAAUCGUUCUUAUAUCGAUGUUCAAUUUUAAUUGAUUUGUGAUAUAUUGAAUUUUUUUCUAAAUUGUUUCAAUGUAGUUGAGUCAUUUAUGGGCUUUAUAAAUUAUUUGUUAAAAGACUCAAUGAUAAAGUGUCCCUUUGGGGACAUCUGAUACUGAGAAGACUCAAUGUUUUUUAAGUAUUCAGUUUAACACUGUUACAAAUGUUUCUUAUUAGGACUUGUGGAUGAUUAUACUACAUUUUUGGGUAGAUAAACUACAUUUAUUCUGCGAAGAAAGAUCUUCCAAUAUAGCUCAAGGCACUUCCAAAUGGGUACACACUCCAGUAUAGGGCUAAACGGAGCCUAAUUCAUCAGAGAGUAUCUUAACGCACCCUGACAAUAGGAAAUUUUUAUGUGAGCCUUUUUUACUAGCGCUUUUUUGUGUAUUUUGCUUGUGUAUGUCAAUUACCAGUUGACAUUCUUUUAAUGAAACUGUGCUUACAUAAAAAUUAGAGAAAAAUAUUUAUUAAUGAAUUUUAGGUUGGCCCCCCACUAUAGAAAAUCGUAGUUCUGCCCCUGCUCACUUCUAUGUUAUUUUCUUAUUGUCAUAGGCAUCAUUUCUCUCAAUCUGCAUGCUCUUGCUGAACAACUUGCAAAAUCUGAUCCAUCAGAAAGGCUUUUUAUUGAAGCAGAUCUAUUACCACCAGAGCUGUGCACUGAGUUACAAGCAAGCAGCAAUCAGGGAUCUGGCCAGGGUCAAGCUCCAAGUAGGAGUUAUAUGGCUGAGAAAGAUUCUGAUUCCUUAGCGUCCCAUUGUGUUUCUGAAGGAGAGAAGAACACUGAUCAAGACACCACAACCACCACCAGCCAUCCAUUUCCAGCUUAUACCAGUGAAGGGUCAAAGUCCAUAAAUCAGGUGAAGGAUGAAGUCCAGCAUAUUGGCAGUACUAGUCAAAGCAUUUUCUUGGAAUCUACAGCAGAACUCAAUGUGGAUUCUAUUUCAAACCCUGCGAAGAAACUGUCUAGAUUUGAGGCAGCAGCUGCAGAAGCAGAGCUUGACAUGCUUCUCGACUCGUUUAGUGGAACAAAGUUUCUUGAUUCCCAUGGCAUCACGGAGAAGUCCGGUCACACAUCUUAUUUGUCACAAGGAGAAACCUCAAAUUUGUUGUUGGAAGGAAUUUCAUCUGUUUGGUUGGUUCCUGCUGAACCAGUGAAGAAAGACCCAGAUUUAUCUAGUUCUGCACUGGUAUCUGCCAAUCUGGAUGAUGAUACCAUUGAUGACCUACUCAAGCAAACAUCCAGUCUAAUAAACAACAAUAGUCCAUCACAGUCCAGUGAGGUAAAGGCUGCCCCUUCUGAUGUUCUAUCUUCCUCUUCCUUGCACCCUGCUUCCAAGUCUAAACUUUUGGAUGAUUUUGAUUCAUGGUUGGAUACAAUUUGA
Ilex paraguariensis (yerba mate) is the source of this 3207-nucleotide messenger RNA. Lineage: Eukaryota; Viridiplantae; Streptophyta; Magnoliopsida; Aquifoliales; Aquifoliaceae. The record is from the annotation of a GenBank genome assembly.